GGCGCAUGCUCGGAGUGGCUGCUGAGGCUCUGCCUGCUCACUACAGCUGCUCCAAGGCUCUGGCACACAGGAGAGGAGGAAGAUCAGGCAGGGAAGACAGCUUGAAUUAUUGAUGGGAGCAAUGGCGCUGCCACUCGUCCGGAGUGAGAUGCGUGCGGGAAUCCUGCUGCUCUCGGUGCUCAGCCUGCUCAGCACCAGCCUCGUGGGGGCUGGCCAGGACUCUGGGAGUGUCAUUCCUGCAGAAAGCCGUCCCUGUGUUGACUGCCACGCGUUCGAGUUCAUGCAGAGGGCGUUGCAGGAUCUGAAGAAGACAGCCUACAGCCUGGACACACGGACAGAAACCCUCAUCCUGAGAGCAGAAAAGAGAGGCCUGUGUGAUUGCUUUCGUGCAAUACACUGAGAUGAGCACUGGGAUUUGGCCAAUGGACAUUUAUUAAUUUUUAAAAUGCUCUUCAGUAAAUUACAGGAAGACACAGAGUGCAAGUUGUGCCCCACCAUAAGGAAAAGCAUUUUUAUCAUAACAGGUAUAGCUCAGUAAGAUUAUUUUUGCUUUGUUGUGGUUUAUCAUUAUUCUGUGUGAUAUUGCAUUUGCUGAAAUGUCAAGAGAAGAAACAGUGCCAAAGUCUUGCUUAUGGGUUUUAUGCAAGGAUAGCAUCCUGCUUUUUUGGUAUUUCAAGACAAAAAUUAUCCUUGGACUCUCAGGCCAACCUCUUGGCUUAUGUGAAUUGCCAUAGAUCUGUGAAAGUCUGUGAAGUCAAUUUUUAAAAUGCAUUAUAGAAGAACAUGGAAAGGAAGCUACUUUGCCAUGAUGUAUAGAUAAACAUUUACAAACAAGCAGAUUUGGCAUUAUAUAGAAAUUAAUAGUUAUCACAAAUUGCUUGGCAGUACAAGGAAGGGAUUUGUUCCCCAGUUGUAUCAAUAGUCCACUACACAGCAAGCACAGUAAUCUGUCUCACAAUUUUAAUUUCUUCAGAGCCACACAGUAGCUGUGAUCUUUUUUUGGGGAGAUUUAUUAAGUAUCUAAUGUGAUCAGUAACAUUUGUAAUCACAUGAAUAAUGCCUGGCAGUUGAAGUGAUUGCAUCUGCCAAAAUCUUCUGGAGAAGUGUCUUUCAUUAAGCAAAUCACAUGCUGGAUUGAACCACUCAAACUGGCUUCUACAGAGAGUUUUGGCAGAGAGCCACACCAUGCCUGCCUGCCCAGGAGUCUCUUGUAAACUGCACUUUGGGAAAUACUUAAAUUCUACCCAAAUGGUCCUUAGCUCUUGCACGGACUCUGCACUCCAUCAGGGUGGGUUGUAGUGCUG
Molecule: messenger RNA, 1304 nt
Organism: Ficedula albicollis (Collared flycatcher)
Lineage: Eukaryota; Metazoa; Chordata; Aves; Passeriformes; Muscicapidae
Gene: NICOL1
Product: chromosome 4 open reading frame, human C4orf48
Exons: 4
Coding region: 113-400 (95 amino acids)
Source: RefSeq, a predicted model, not a curated record